Cyprinus carpio (common carp) is the source of this 2192-nucleotide messenger RNA. It is a transcript of the gene ccr12a, whose product is annotated as chemokine (C-C motif) receptor 12a. Gene Ontology annotation, cellular component: membrane. The record is from RefSeq and is a predicted model, not a curated record. Gene Ontology annotation, molecular function: chemokine receptor activity. Gene Ontology annotation, biological process: chemotaxis; immune response; G protein-coupled receptor signaling pathway. Lineage: Eukaryota; Metazoa; Chordata; Actinopteri; Cypriniformes; Cyprinidae.
AAAAAUAAAAAAAUAGUUUCCCCAAUGACAUUUUGAAAACAUUGAUAAAAAAAAGAGCGAAGGCGGUGCAGUUUCACAUAGAGCUGAUGAGGUGAUUUAAAUGCUCUUUGCAGUUCCUCUUUUAGGAUGUGUGGUGAGUUUUCUCGGUAAGCCACAACGUAGAUGUAUCAGUUCUGCCAGGGCUGCUGAGAGAUUCACAAACUCUUCUACCAAAAGCAUUGCAGGAAUCUGACAUCAACAACAACCAGAUAGAUACCAAUGGAUUAUAGUGAGUACCUCGACAGCUUUUUCAAUGAAUCCAAUGACACGACAGACGAAGGACACGUCGUAUCCGAAGAGGUUGCUUUAUGCAAGAAAAGCGAUGUGCUCCAGUUCGGAGCAGCAUUUCUCCCAGCCUUCUACUACACUAGCUUCUUGCUGAGCUUGGUUGGAAAUGGACUGGUGCUGUGCAUCAUCUACAAAUAUGAAAAGCUCAGCACGGUUAACAACAUAUUCUUACUCAACCUCGUCAUUUCAGACCUCAUCUUCGCCUCUAGCCUCCCUUUCUGGGCAGUCUACCACAAAUCUGAAUGGAUCUUUGGCAGAGGCCUUUGCAAAUUGGUGGGAAGCUGUUAUUCCAUCGGCUUCAACAGCUCCAUCCUCUUCCUCACCCUCAUGACCUUUGACCGCUACCUUGCGGUGGUCCACGCCAUCUCUGCAGUCCAGAGCAGAAGGAUGACAUACGCGUUUGCUUCAUCUGCCACUAUCUGGGUGCUCAGUAUUUUGGCUAGUAUAAAGGAUAUCGUUUUUUACGAUGUGAUGACAGUUGAAGACCGUUUGCUGUGCGAAAUGACUGGUUACCACCAGAGUUUCCUCACACAUUGGGAGCUGAUUGGUUAUUAUCAGCAAUUUUUCCUAUUCUUCUUGGUGCCUCUGGUUAUUGUCCUGUAUUGCUACAUCCGCAUAACAAUCAGGAUCAUGUUCACUCGCAUGGCGGAGAAGUGCAGGGCGGUCAGACUCAUCUUUAUCAUCGUCUUUACCUUCUUCAUCUGCUGGACGCCUUACAAUGUGGUCAUCCUGUUGAAAGCCUUCAAGACGUCCUUUGGAGAGCAGAACGAUUGCUCAAACACCCUUGACUAUGCGCUGUACAUCACACGAAACUUUGCCUACCUGUACUGCUGCAUCUGCCCUGUCUUCUACACCUUUUUGGGGAAGAAGUUUCAAAACCAUUUUCUGAAGCUUUUGUCCAAGCGUAUACCGUGUCUGAAGAUCAAUGCUGCCUUGCUGUCAACGACAAGCAAAACCACAUCAAUCAGGAGCCCAAACACUGACUACUAAGCAUUUACGGGACUAACAAGACUGUGGUUUGUAUGUGUGAAAUGCAACUGUUAAGAAAUUUUUCUGUUAGCAGGACACAAAGACGAGCGCCAAGAUAAAAGAAAAACUAAGAAUCCAAAGUCUAUUGUUUCUUUUGAGUGUUCAGGAAUUUCUCAUUCAAUGCAUAUUAAUGACUAGUAUAUGUCUAAUGAGUUCAAUUUUACCUAAUUUACCUAAUAUUUUACUUUCUAUUUGAUGUACAUAUGUAAAUAUUUUAUCACAGAUACUUUUUUAAAGUAAAAUAAAUUUAAACCUUACCUUUUUCUUUUUUAAUAUAUAUAUAUAUAUAUAUAUAUAUAUUAGCACAAUUAAAAAUGUAAACCAAAAAAUCAAACCAAAAAAUAUAAAAGUUUCACAUUUAUUUUACUUUCAAAAAAAAUUUUUGAUAUCAAAGGUAUUUGUGACAUUGUAACAUACUGGGUAUUGUGUAACCAUAGUCCUAAUCUUUGGGUUGCUUUGCCAUUAAAUCUCUCCUUGUGUAAUUUUCUCUUUUGCGUAAAAUUAUUGUUGUAAAGACUUUCAUAAGUAGGUCAACUUGAUUAUUUUUGUGCCGUUAAUUGCUGGUGUAUUCGGAGAAAUAAAAUAUUAGUGACAGGAAGCUUUUCUCUCUGUUUGGUGACCUGUUCUUUGAAAAGUAUAUGCAACUCACACAUUUGUACCCUUUAAAGUUCUCUGAAAUGAAUUGAUUUCCUGUCUUGUCAACACCUCAAUUCUGUUUAUCAGAUCAUUGUGAUUCAUCUGAUCUGUAUUUUAAGAAUGAACCCAUUCUCUGUAGUACAUUCUUUUGGUUCUCUAAAAUAAGUUUAAGGCAUGCAAUAAAUCAUUAUAAAUAAUCA